This is a messenger RNA of Morus notabilis, 2125 nucleotides long. RefSeq names its product integrin-linked protein kinase 1. The record is from RefSeq and is a predicted model, not a curated record. The transcript has 12 exons. Gene Ontology annotation, molecular function: protein binding; protein kinase activity; ATP binding. Bases 342 to 1766 code for a protein of 474 amino acids. Lineage: Eukaryota; Viridiplantae; Streptophyta; Magnoliopsida; Rosales; Moraceae. Gene Ontology annotation, biological process: protein phosphorylation.
GAAGAAAAACAGAGAAACUCUCUGUUAAUUUCCCUCUUUUUUCUCCCUCCCCCUCUCUCUCCCUUCAAUGCGCUUCGCUUUGAUCCAUCUCUAAUCCUUUUUUUGACUCUCUCUGUCUCUCUCUCCUCCUCCUCUUUAUCUCUCAAAGUCUGAGCCUUCAAUUCCCUGAUCCAAUCGCCUGCUGUUCCUCCUCUAUAGCUGGUCUUCGUUUCGGCAUCGAGAGGAAAGCUAGCUCUCGCCUCGCUCUCGAUCCGAAUCGCAAAUAAUCGCAUUAUGUUCCUUCCUAAUUGAAUUCCGCAAGUUUUUGAUUUUUGAAUUUUGUUUUGCGGAGAAGUUCGAGUAUGGAGAGCAUAGCAGCGCAAUUGAAGCGGGGGAUAUCGCGGCAGUUCCCGAAGGGCUCAAUCCGGCGGACGCUGAGCCGGCAGUUCACGAGGCAGUUGUCGCUUGACCCGAGGAAGACCAACCUCAGAUUCAGCUUCGGCAGGCAAUCGUCGCUCGAUCCAAUACGCCGGAGUCCCAUCGACGAUGACCAGCUCACGGUGCCGGAUAACCUCGACUCCACGAUGCAACUUCUGUUCAUGGCGUGCCGAGGGGACACCAAAGGCCUCGACGAUUUGCUCGACGAGGGGAUCGACGUCAACAGCAUUGAUUUGGACGGCCGCACCGCCCUCCACAUCGCCGCCUGCGAAGGCCACGUCGAGGUUGCCAAGCUCUUGCUCAGCCGCCGUGCCAAUAUUGACGCUCGCGAUCGCUGGGGCAGUACGGCAGCUGCUGAUGCAAAGUAUUAUGGAAAUACAGAAGUUUACAAUAUUUUAAGGGCCCGUGGAGCCAAAGUUCCGAAAACCAGGAAGACACCAAUGGCUGUUGCAAAUCCUCGAGAAGUUCCGGAGUAUGAGCUUAAUCCACUAGAGCUCCAGGUCCGGAAGAGUGAUGGUAUCACAAAGGGAACAUAUCAAGUGGCCAAGUGGAAUGGUACAAAGGUUGCUGUAAAGAUCCUGGAUAAGGAUAGCUCUUCAGACCCUGAAAGCAUAAAUGCCUUCAAUCAUGAGCUUACGUUGUUAGAAAAGGCCCGACAUCCUAAUGUAGUUCAGUUUGUUGGAGCUGUGACCCAGAAUAUGCCCAUGAUGAUUGUUUUAGAGUAUCAGCCAAAAGGUGACUUGGGAAGCUAUAUUCAGAGGGAAGGACGGCUUUCUCCAUCUAAAGUCCUACGCUUUGCUCUUGACAUUGCCAGGGGCAUGAAUUAUCUUCAUGAAUGUAAACCAGAUCCCAUUAUUCACUGUGAUUUAAAGCCAAAAAACAUUUUGCUGGAUAGUGGAAGUCAGUUGAAGGUAGCUGGAUUUGGUUUGGUAAGAUUGUCAAAGAUUUCUCCUGAUAAAGCAAAACUGGAUCAGUCUGGGGGUGACAUCGAUCCGUUGAAUCUAUAUAUGGCACCUGAGGUCUACAGAGACGAGAUAUUUGACAGAAGUGUGGAUGCAUAUUCUUUCGGGCUCAUCUUAUUUGAGAUGAUCGAGGGCAUACAGCCAUUCCAUCCCAAGUCUUCAGGAGAGGCAUUGAAGAUGAUGUGCUUGGAAAGAAGUAGACCGCCUUUUAAAAGCAAAUUAAAAAGUUACCCCCCAGAUCUAAAAGAGUUGAUUGAGGAGUGUUGGGAUCCGGAGCCAGUCGUGAGGCCGACAUUUUCUGAAAUUAUAGUACGGUUGGACAAGAUAGUUUCAAAUUGCUCCAAGCAGGGAUGGUGGAAAGACACUUUUAAGCUUCCUUGGAAAUGAAAGGAGACACUCUUGAGUUAUGUCGGAGAAGAGAGAGAAAGAGAAAGAGAUGAUGAAGAUUGGGGGAAAGUGGAGUUGGGUUUUGUCACUGAAGGUUGUUACUUUCUGAACUUAACUGGCUUUGGGAGUGCAACUAAUCAAGUGGGUCUGAAACUCAGAAUCGUCAGACUUCAAAUAUAUGUCAUCCCUCAGUCUUUGUUAGGCAAAAGGAGCUGGAACAGUUCCUAAUCUUUUUCCUUUUUUCCCUUUUCUAAAAUGUAUAAUAAUUGUGUGGAACAGUUUUGUUUUUUGUUGUAUAAGCUCCAUUUGUUCACGUACGCAUCUAAUUAAAUAUUACUCAGCAUGCAAUUUAUUUUGGA